This is a messenger RNA of Alexandromys fortis (reed vole), 5960 nucleotides long. It is a transcript of the gene Kcnab1, whose product is annotated as potassium voltage-gated channel subfamily A regulatory beta subunit 1. Gene Ontology annotation, cellular component: cytoplasm; extrinsic component of cytoplasmic side of plasma membrane; voltage-gated potassium channel complex. The record is from RefSeq and is a predicted model, not a curated record. Gene Ontology annotation, biological process: potassium ion transport; negative regulation of delayed rectifier potassium channel activity; transmembrane transport. The transcript is spliced from 14 exons. Gene Ontology annotation, molecular function: voltage-gated potassium channel activity; potassium channel regulator activity; transmembrane transporter binding. Lineage: Eukaryota; Metazoa; Chordata; Mammalia; Rodentia; Cricetidae. The coding region runs from base 853 to 2058 and encodes 401 amino acids.
UCUCUCCAGUUCCUACUCUUGUGCUGCAGCAAGAUUUGGUGGCAUCUAGAGCAGCCCUCCCAGUCCUGUUCUAGUAAGGAGUGGUCACAGUGAUCUUUCCUUCCCAUUGCACACAACGGCAAGGCGCUUCUUAAAGGGACCUUCCAGCUCCUCCAUGCCGUCGCCAACCCGAGUAAGUGCAGGCUCAGGAGCCCCAGCUUUCGCCUGAGGAUGAGUGGGGAGGGGUCCUGAGACGCCUCCACCUCCGCAUCCUUCAAAAUCCGGGAAGGAGGCAGCUGACUGGCAGAGUGGAUGGAGACCACGGGUCGGCGGAGCCCGGCUUGCUGUUAGCUGCUUCUUGGGAUGCUCCUCUCCAGUUGAGCCUCCUGCCUAUGAUCCAGAGGGUGCUGGCGGCGCAUCUUGCGGUAUGCCUGCGUUGCUUUGAGCCAGCGCCCAGAAGCCAGCCCUCCGCAUCCAGGCACCUCGGACUGGCUCCAGGCAGGGUUGUGUGCAGUCACCAUGAAGGCUCAGCCCUAGGCUUCUGCACCAGCCUCCUGACCACAUGGAUCUGGCUGUUUAAUCAGCCGAGCUCACAGCCUGGGAAGAUUGGGGAGGCUGAUCCGCGCUCCAGCUGCCGAGACAACUUCCAGCUUGGCUGUUUACUUCUUUGGGUCCCCGGGACUCUGUCCUGAACCUCAGCUUCUCCUGAGAGACUGUGGGCUCUGAAGUCAGCUGCCGGGACUCCUCUGAAGGCAUCCAGGAACGGGGGCAAGAGGGGUUAAAAGACAGCAGAAGUCCCCCCAACUGCUCACCCUCUGCCGACCGCCUGUGCUGUGGGGUUCUGAGAGGACCUUGCGCUGGUCCUGGGAAGCAAUGCAAGUCUCUAUAGCCUGCACAGAGCACAAUUUGAAGAGUCGAAAUGGUGAGGACCGACUUCUGAGCAAGCAGAACUCCACCGCCCCCAAUGUGGUGAACGCAGCCCGGGCCAAAUUCCGCACUGUCGCUAUCAUCGCUCGCAGCCUGGGGACCUUCACCCCUCAGCAUCAUAUUUCUCUCAAAGAGUCCACCGCCAAGCAGACUGGCAUGAAAUAUAGGAAUCUUGGGAAAUCAGGACUCAGAGUGUCUUGCUUGGGUCUUGGAACAUGGGUGACAUUUGGAGGUCAAGUUUCAGACGAGGUUGCUGAACGGUUGAUGACAAUUGCCUAUGAAAGUGGAGUUAAUCUCUUCGACACUGCUGAGGUCUACGCCGCUGGGAAGGCUGAGGUGAUCCUGGGGAACAUCAUCAAGAAGAAAGGCUGGAGGAGGUCUAGCUUGGUCAUCACAACCAAACUCUACUGGGGUGGAAAAGCUGAGACAGAGAGAGGAUUGUCAAGAAAGCACAUCAUUGAAGGACUCAAAGGCUCCCUCCAGAGGCUGCAGCUGGAAUAUGUGGACGUGGUCUUCGCAAACCGUCCAGACAGCAACACUCCCAUGGAAGAAAUUGUCCGAGCCAUGACACACGUGAUCAACCAAGGCAUGGCAAUGUACUGGGGCACCUCGAGGUGGAGCGCGAUGGAGAUCAUGGAGGCUUAUUCUGUCGCACGACAGUUCAACAUGAUCCCACCCGUCUGUGAACAAGCCGAGUACCAUCUUUUCCAGAGAGAGAAGGUGGAGGUCCAGCUGCCAGAGCUCUACCAUAAAAUAGGGGUUGGUGCAAUGACAUGGUCUCCGCUUGCCUGUGGAAUUAUUUCUGGAAAAUACGGAAAUGGGGUGCCAGAAAGUUCUAGAGCUUCACUGAAGUGCUACCAGUGGCUGAAGGAAAGAAUUGUAAGUGAAGAAGGGAGAAAGCAGCAGAACAAGCUAAAAGACCUUUCUCCGAUUGCUGAGCGCCUGGGCUGCACACUACCUCAGCUGGCUGUGGCAUGGUGCCUGAGAAACGAGGGUGUGAGUUCUGUGCUCCUGGGAUCAUCCACUCCGGAGCAGCUCAUUGAAAACCUCGGUGCCAUUCAGGUCCUCCCUAAGAUGACAUCACACGUGGUAAAUGAGAUUGACAACAUACUGCGCAACAAGCCCUACAGCAAAAAGGACUAUAGGUCAUAAGGCAAUGCAUGAGCCACAGAAACUGCAUGGGUAAAAUCAUGGUGGGUAGGCAGUGCAGAACGACCUUACUAGACACUUUUCCAUCACUUAGCAGCUUGCUGCUCAACCUCUGGUGUCCCAGGAUUCUCUGAGGUUUCUGCUGUUGCUACCACUGUGCACCCUGAAUUCUGAACACAUGAAAAUUCACAGCCCAGAAAAUCCAUUCUAUUUUCUUAUCUUGAACUGGUCCCCGAUCCUUGCAUUGCUCUACGCAGCUCAUGCUUCUGCAAUGGAAGGAAGAUUGGAAUAGGGGAGUCUAUUAUCUUCAGACAUUCGUAACUUAAAGAAAGCUGUACAUAUCUAUUUUUUUUUUCAAAAGAGCAAAAAAUCACAGAACAGAACAGAACAGAACAGUAUGUGAGCUACAUAGGAAACAGGAUAUCCUCACUCUUUAGUCUUGCUUGGGAGAACAAACAACUAAUUUACAUAUGUUUUCGUAUUUCAUAUUCACAUUAGUAGGUUUUAAGUCACCUGUCACUCUAAAGUUUCUAGGUACUUGCUUCCACUAUCGUUGAAGUUACUUGUUGCUUGGCCCUGUACAGUUUUUCUGGGGUAACCUGUUAGGAUUCUAGAGUGUCUGUUUACACAUAGAGGUAUAAAAGUAUGACCACCCCAUCUUUACUAGAUACAUAAUAGCUAAUUUAUAAAAGGGUUACAAUGUUAUGGAAACAGCUUUGAAUAUUGUGUUCACUUUUUACAUUUUAUUAAAGCCUGCAUAUAUAUACUUUCAAUCGCUUGUAGGCACAACUUCUGCAAAUUUAAGUAUCUGAGAUUUAAAAAUACACACAUGCUGAGUUUUUUAAUUAAACCUAUAAAUACCGAGAAAGGCAAGUGUCCAGUUUACCACUGGGACAUUACAAUAUACAGCUUGGUAUUUUUUGAGGCGUUAUUAACAUGAAAAGCAAAGCAUAAGCAAUGUAAAAAAAAAUGCCAUCAUUUCUCGGCAUAUGCUGGAUAAAUUAACUUGCCCAGAGAAAAAGCAAAAUAUUCCAAAAGCUCCUAUUCUAUCACACAACACUACACUGUAUGCAUGAGAGCUCUCUGCAUGAAAUAAGGGGCUCAGCUUUGUGUUCAGAAUCUGAGAUACACCCAGUCUACUACUUCGCCUCUCUGCAUCCCACCUGAGAAAACUUAAGACUAUACCUGGAAAUAAGGAGAAAUCACAGGAUGAGUUUUUCUUUCCUUUCUGUAAAGGUGAGGUCAUUUUCUAACUCUAUUUGUCCAUCUGUCGACGGACAAAAUUCUACUUUACCUCUCAGCAAGUUCUCCAUCACUUUAAGAUCUACACAAGAAAUACAUGAACUUAAAAUCAUUUUCAGGUAUUUAUCACAUGGCUAAGUUCUGUAUCUUAAGCUAACAGGGAAAGAUAUCAACAAGUACACGAUUGUUAUUACCUAGAGUGUAAUAGGCAAUUUGGAAGUCCACCCAUGAGUAUGUGACUAAUGAUGGAGACUAACUUUCCAGCUAUUCAUUGUAAAUUUAAUCCACUGAACUACUGUAUGUAUAAAUGAGUAGAGUGCUGUCUAAAGGAAAAUCAAUUCAUUUGCUUAGAGUAAUAAAGGCAUCUGUGCAAUCCCAUAAUAGAUCUUUUGGGUCUUUCAUUUUAAGGCUUAAGAUACAUACAUACAUUCUCUUGUAUAUAAAAUACAAAUAGAAUGUCACCAUGAAAUAAACAAUAAUCAUCUAAAUGAAUUAAAUCGACAGCUAUACUGCGCUGAAUGCUUAACUGAAGUCACAGAGAUCAAAAGGGGCUGAAGCGAGGAAGAGUGGUACACACUCUCACUCCCAGUUCUGAGGAGGCAGAGUCAGAAGGAUCAAGAGUUCAACUUAAACUACAUUAGACCAUCUCUCAGCAAUCCCCAUUCCCACAAAAAACAGAAACAAACAAAUCUGUACUGCCAGCCUUGAGUGCUGGCGCACACACACCUGUAAUCAAAGCUCUUGAACUGCGGCAAGAGGACCUUACGUUUCUGGGCAGCUUGGACUGCACUUAGAAGACAACUUCACAAAUUUACAUGUUUCAUAGGAAAGACGGUUAAUAUAAAACAUGUAAAGAUACUCACAUGGUUCACAUAAAGAACUGCAGAAAAAAACACAUUUUUAAAAACAGUUUAAUCAUACUUGUUAAAAACAAGGCUUUUGUAAGAAUGUUGAGUAUAAAUUCAACCUCCAUUAUUUCAAUUAACUUCAAAUCCUGUUUCAAAGUAUUCUCCCCAAGUUCAAACAAUAUACCAAACAGUACAAGGUGUAAAUUUAGACACAAGACUUAUUAAGCAAUGAAUAAAUCAAGAAAUGAAAAUGCUUAACACUAAUAUUCUACCUAUUACAGAUAUGGGAAAAAAAAAAAAAGCAAGCACUUUUGAGUGUCCUGUUUUACUGGUGUUACAUAGGGGGUCCUUUUAAAACAGUAGCUCUGCCAUAGGAUUUUACUGUAUGUGUCUAACUCAACACUUCAUAAUUCUAUGGAGAAUAGACUAGGGAACAGAGUCCACAUUUCUAAGUGUGAAGGACUCAGACAUUAAAUCCUUUAAGGGAGCCAUCAGAUCUGGCUAUGACUUUGUACACAGAAAUUUCUCUUGGGGCACAGAGACAGAGGACAUUUUGGGAGUUUAAAGCAAAGACAGCUGUAGGAAACAUUCAAGGCAGAAAAAACCUGCAAAAUUACUCACCCAGCAAAUUUUGGUUACUAAUUAAAGAGAGUUAAAAAUCUGAGGCUGGCACCUCUGUUUCACCAUUCCUGAGCUGCUGACAAAAUUAUCAAAUAAUGGUGGUGACCUUCUUCCCACCCACACAGGCACUGCCACCUAGUGGCACACUUGCAGCAGUCACUUAGGAGGAGCUUGAUGUUUCACCCAAUUAUUUUAUUAGAUAAACACCCUGCACACAAACUGUUACCAGCCAAAUACUGAUUAAAACAGAAGAACAAAGCACCCUACCUCAUGUGUGUUACCUAAACACAAUCUGCACUGCAUCUCUUCUCAUCUCCUAUGCGUUCCACAUCACCUGGUGAUGGCACUCAGGUAACAAUGCGCCACAACAAAGAACUGAACACGUCCAGAAGCAUGAGAAGUAAGGUGACCAUAUAAAGACACUCCUCCAGGCUUCCUAAAUUAGUAACGCAGACUACUGAAACUUCAUCUACCAGGACAAAAAUAGCUCAACUCCUGGUAAAUACAUCUUUAAAGUUACAAAUAGUAUCGUAUGUUCCUCUUAAGUUUAUAGGUAGAAACUAAGGAUUAGGAGUAAUUUCCCUUUGAGGUGCCAUUUAUAGGAAGUGCCCAGGUGUGGUGAACAGUAAACAGAAAUAUGAAGUCAAUGACCCUAAGUGUAAAGUUAUGCAAAUCUAGAAAUCUUGGAACAAGCAAUCUGCACAUGUUGUAGGGUGGGGGGACAUGAAGUGAGGCUGCUCUUCUGCUAGACCCCAAAACAUAUGAUCAGAGUUUGCUCAUAAUUGACAGGAAUCCUGGGCAAAAGGGGACAAAUUUGUGAAAGUCCUCAUAGAAAAAUGUUGACAAUCCUUUUAAACCACUGUAAAUUCCUUGGAGAGGUCACUGCAUUCCAGGGCUAAGUUCAUAAAAAGUCUUUUGGUCUCUCAAGUGUCAAUAAUCAGGAAAGAUGUGCUUUCUCACUUACGAUUAUGCCUGUGGUGCUGAGAGCCUGCUCACAGAAAACAAUGAUUCCAGUGACUUCACACAUCAAACCAAUAAGGCAGGGUCAAGCUGACCUCCCUACCGCCCAGGGCCAAAGCCAUACCGCCGAACAGUGUGUGCUUUAGCUUCACAGGCCAACACUCGUAGCCGGGUACUAUUUUUAGGUCACUACCUUGGCUGCCUUUCUUUAUUAAAAAAAAAAAAAAAAAAAAA